Messenger RNA from Anopheles marshallii, 522 nucleotides. It is a transcript of the gene igl, whose product is annotated as neuromodulin. The record is from RefSeq and is a predicted model, not a curated record. The transcript has 4 exons. Bases 1 to 522 code for a protein of 173 amino acids. NCBI's taxonomy places the organism in Eukaryota, Metazoa, Arthropoda, Insecta, Diptera, Culicidae. Gene Ontology annotation, molecular function: calmodulin binding.
AUGGGUUGCAACACUAGCCAGGAGAUACCGAGCUACGGCGGUGGACAGAAGGCGACCGAUUCGGCCGCCGCCCUUGGUGAGCUGCUGGAAGGUGAUAUUGAAGAGGUCGAGGCGGCAGCCACAAAGAUCCAGGCAGCGUUCCGUGGUCACCAAGUGCGCAGAGAAAUGAAGCAAGGAGACGGUGUUACUGGAGCCGAGGGUCAGCAGAAGCAGGACCAGCAGACGGAACGGGAACCGACCAAGGAAGAGCUGGAGGCCGAAUUCGACCCGAACGACCAAGAGCUGACCCACGCCGCAACACGUAUACAGGCCAGCUUCCGUGGCCACAUGGCCAGAAAGACGGCCGGUACGAAGGAGGACGAGAAGAAGGAGGUGGACAUUGAUGAAAUUACCAAAAAGGUCGCCGAAGAGCUGGACAUCGACAUGGACGAUCCGGAGCUGCACAAAGCGGCCAGCAAAAUUCAGGCCUCCUUCCGCGGGCACAAGGUGCGCAAGGAGGUACCGAAGGAGAACGAAAACUAA